GCCCUCUUCAUUCUGCCACCAGCUGCUGGUGUGCAUCAUAAUAGCACAUCUAAAGUCACUGUUUAUGGCAAUGAUUUUCCGACAGUGCAAUCCAAUCACUACAUAUGUCUCUACGGAAGUACGGCAACAGCUGGUCGAUACGUAAAAUCAACGCGAAUUGAAUGUGAAAUACCACAAGCGAUGUUACCAGGACGUUAUCUCUUCAACAUUAUUCCAUAUGGUUCUGAUAAAGCACUACCAUUCGUUGAUAAAAGAGCGAUUCAUUUUACAUUUUAUGUGGAAUGUGACCCAAGCAGAUGCUCUGGGUAUUGUGUUGGUCCAACAUGCAUUUGUCCAUCAGGACGUUCCGGAAUACUGUGUGAACAGACGAAUAUACCAUCAUCAAUAAAUCAUCAGACCUUAUCUAACACUCAACUAACAAAAGCCGUCGAAGGGAAGCCAUACAACGUUAAAAUCCCUUUGAAGGAAGAGACGACAAUUCUAAAUUUGGAGACAAAUGCUGAUGGGAUGGAAGUGAGUUCAGAUGGUAUGGUAAAAUGGCUAAAGCCAAUUGGACGUACAACACCGUAUUCAGUCAAUGUUACGGUGGCCUCGCAAUUGGGCGAAUCAACGAUCAGUUGGAAUCUUACUGUAGAGCCAACGUACUCACCAAUCGUCAUUCGUCUUACGAACGUUGGUGACACCAAUAAACGAGCUGUACAAGGAAUCGUACAGUUCAUCGAUCAGCGCAACUUCGGUCGCGUUCCAGUUCGUUUACGAACCUUUCGAAAUGGAAUUCUCUUCGAAGAUGUUGCAGUGGAGAGCGAUAGCGAAGGUCGUUUCGAGUUCGUGCAUAUACCGAGUGAUGAAGCUUCCACUUAUAAAGUGAUCGCCAGUCAUCCAGGUGAACCGUGUGACAGUUCGGUUUAUCUUUCACAACGAAUCAUCGCUUGGUCGGAUGCAGAUUUUGAUGUUGAUUAUGAGAAGACAAUCAAAAUGAAGCGUGGCAGUAUUGCCGAGGAGACGUAUCGGCUUCACAAUAACGGUGAUAUUCCACUGGCUGGAUGCUGGGUUCAGGUGAUAACACCUCGAGAUAAAUUGACCAUCGAUAAAGUUGAACAAAGUUUCGAAUCGAUCGGCGCAAACGAAUCGAAAACGAUGCGAGUCGAAUUCAGCGCUGCGGAAACCCUGGACAGUGUCACUGCAACGCUUCAGUUCUCGUGUGUCAACUCCAUCAAACGUCUCGUCCGGCAAACAAUAAGUGUUGAGGAGAGUGGAUCAUAUUUGAGAGCCCAGCCACGCGAGUUACUUUUUUCGUUCGCUCCUCAAACGACACCACCAAUAAUACGAGUAAGUAUAGGAUUUUUUUACAUCGUUUUCUCUGGUUUCAUUUCGAUCCUAACGAUUUUCUGA
Anisakis simplex (herring worm) is the source of this 1392-nucleotide messenger RNA. Lineage: Eukaryota; Metazoa; Nematoda; Chromadorea; Rhabditida; Anisakidae. The record is from the annotation of a GenBank genome assembly.